This is a messenger RNA of Lithohypha guttulata, 1116 nucleotides long. It is a transcript of the gene CHS7, whose product is annotated as Chitin synthase, class 7. The record is from RefSeq and is a predicted model, not a curated record. The transcript has 2 exons. Lineage: Eukaryota; Fungi; Ascomycota; Eurotiomycetes; Chaetothyriales; Trichomeriaceae. Gene Ontology annotation, biological process: protein folding. Bases 1 to 1116 code for a protein of 371 amino acids. Gene Ontology annotation, cellular component: endoplasmic reticulum membrane.
AUGACAACGAUAAUGAUAUUACAUAUCCGUUCAAAGUUCACGGCUGUGGGACGAAAAGAGAUUUUGACCUUCUUCUACAUAUACCUGAUCUUGACUUGCAUCAGUCUGGUUCUUGACGCUGGUGUCAUACCAGCCACCAGUGGCGGUGCCUUCUCAUAUUUCGUUGCCAUCCAGAACGGUUUGACAGGCGCAUUAUGCAUGAGUUUGCUGGUCAAUGGCUUUGUUGGCUUCCAGCUGUACGAAGACGGCACUGCUCUGUCCGUAUGGUUGUUGAGAGGCACCUGCUUAGGCAUGUUCAUCAUCGAGUUCUUCGUCAGCUUGAUGACUUUCAAAGGCUGGGGUGGCCUGGGACCAGAAAAUACUGCCGUCCUGUUUGCUGUGCUCUACGUCGUUCCAGCCCUAUUUAUUUUUGUCUACGUCGUCAUGCAGGUCUUCUUGGUGCUCAAUACCCUUCAGGAUCGUUGGCCACUGGGUGAUCUGCUGUUCGGCGCCACUUUCUUCAUUGCAGGCCAGGUUCUACUUUACGCAGUUGGCACUACCAUUUGCGAGUCAACCAGUCACUACCUCGACUCUCUUUUCUUCGCCACCAUCUGCAACCUCCUAGCAGUCAUGAUGGUCUACAAGUAUUGGGACUCCAUCACCAAAGAAGAUCUCGAAUUCAGCGUUGGCACAAAGCAAGGGAACUGGGAAGUAGUAGACCCACUCCUGGCCGGCCACGAUGAUUCUACGGAUCCCUACGAUGUCAAGAGAGCCAGUUUCUACGCCGAUCCUGCCGCCACUUCAGUCGACUCCAUGUACGAUACCUAUUCGCUCGAGUACAACCCUCGUCCUGCUUCUCGCCACCACUACCUAGGCAACAACUCCAACCCAAGACUUUCUGGCCAUGGCCACGCUCAAAUCGUUGAUGGAAGACAAGGCUACGGCGACGUAAGGAAGAGCGCAAAUGUCGUCCCACAGUCAAGAGCGGCUUCCGCCCAGGGUCCGAGAGGUUACGACGACUACCAUGAUGCCACGAGUUAUCAGCACGACCGUCAACAAUCGACCGUACGUGGCCGUUCUAAGGGAACCCCGCACGCAAGAGCUACCAGUAACGAGGUUGUGUACGAUCGUUACUAG